GUACGUUCUCUACGCAACCGUGAAUCAAGGAGACAUCGGAGCGCACUCCAGCUGCCUGAGGGAGACCCAGAUGAGCAAGGUGGUCGAUGGGAAAGGCCUGUUCCGCGUGCGCUACGGUUAUGGCCACGAAAGGAACGCCACGUUCACAUACGAGUCUUCUGACGGACGAAAUUAUAACAUCUUCCAGGUUCAGUUGGAUGGCGUCUCUCGUGUGGAAAAGUACGACAUAAUGUUCGUGGACUGUGCCCACUGCAUGAUCGUGAAGGACCAAAAAGGCUCCAAAUGUCUGAUUUCGGUGCGAGAAUCUUCGCUCCGGCACGGCGUUCCCCAGUAUUGCCACUUUCUCUACGACCUGCUCUGCGGGACAUCGCCGAAGUACCAGUUCUCGGACUCCAGCUGCCUCGACAAAGAUGCGAAGUUGGGCUAAAGGAUUUCAAAACGAGAGAUCUCUGGCUAGCGUACAGACCCUUCAGCGCAGAACAGCACAAAAUAAACCGUUCACAUGAGGAUCCCGUGCACACAUCUUCGGCUCUUACGCUAUUUUUGUUUACUGUAUGACCCUGUCGCCUCGAAAGGACGUUCCGGGGCAGGCAUCUGUGAUAUGUUUUGCACCAUCAGGACGUAGAGCCGACAUAGCGUGCAAGAACAUCGUUUCCUGGCUGGUAUUGCGUGGGAAACGGCACCGGGCUUGGACUUGAAUAAAACAGAUGGCGUGCG
Messenger RNA from Dermacentor albipictus, 717 nucleotides. RefSeq lists its product as uncharacterized. Gene Ontology annotation, biological process: symbiont-mediated perturbation of host defenses. Lineage: Eukaryota; Metazoa; Arthropoda; Arachnida; Ixodida; Ixodidae. The record is from RefSeq and is a predicted model, not a curated record. Gene Ontology annotation, molecular function: amine binding.